AUGGCAGCCUCAUCGCAACACAUCCGCAAGCGGCAGUUCCAGCCUUCAACCCAGACCACGCUCAACUCCUACUUCAACCGCAACGCAGACGAUGCCUCCCUUGAAAGAUCCAGGUCACCGAUGUCACCACCUCUACCAGCUGAGACCGAAGCAUCACUCUUGAACGUCGGCAUGAGGAUACGCAAGUCCUUGCCGGAAGGAUACAAGACACACAAGACGAUCGGCCAAGCCGGGUUUCCUUUUCACAGCUCAGCACCAUCGGCAUCUUCGGCCCCAAUACGGCCGCCACUGAGUCCCAUGCGAUCGAACGAGCUACAGCCAUUCUGCGGGCUUCACAAGAUAGGAGGAUGGGCUGCUCAGGAGACACCUUUUUCGUCCGCACCACCGGCUAUGCGAGGACAGCAAGAAGAGGACGAUGAUAUGCCUGGACUUUCGACGUCCCAACACACUCUUCACUCCACGCAAAGUAGCUUUGCAUCAGCUGUCGACUCGAAGAAACGCACUUUUGAAGAUGGCUACGAGGAUGAUGCCGAGGACGCCAUGGAUGCGUUCUUUGACGAGGCGGAAGAUGUCACUACAAUCCCAGCCAAACCAGCUCAGUCCAGGCCAAUGGCCAGGAUGAAACCUACAGCUCGGAAGGCUGCACCGAUAAACGCUGUGCGCAUCUUUGGAGAAGACGAUUUCGAGGAAGCGACCUUCUUGGUCCCGAUGGAGGAGUAA
Molecule: messenger RNA, 720 nt
Organism: Zasmidium cellare ATCC 36951
Lineage: Eukaryota; Fungi; Ascomycota; Dothideomycetes; Mycosphaerellales; Mycosphaerellaceae
Exons: 1
Coding region: 1-720 (239 amino acids)
Cellular component (GO): nucleus; cytoplasm
Molecular function (GO): ribonucleoside-diphosphate reductase inhibitor activity
Source: RefSeq, a predicted model, not a curated record